Oncorhynchus kisutch (coho salmon) is the source of this 4700-nucleotide messenger RNA. Its product is annotated as nucleolar and coiled-body phosphoprotein 1. The record is from RefSeq and is a predicted model, not a curated record. NCBI's taxonomy places the organism in Eukaryota, Metazoa, Chordata, Actinopteri, Salmoniformes, Salmonidae. The coding region runs from base 71 to 3346 and encodes 1091 amino acids. Gene Ontology annotation, cellular component: nucleolus; nucleoplasm. Gene Ontology annotation, molecular function: protein binding. The transcript has 14 exons.
UUUUAUUACGCGACGGCGUUUCAACGAGCAUACGUCUUCGGCGAUUUUCUUCCACACGAGCCUGGUGAAAAUGGCGGAGCAAAGUUCCGUGCCGAGUGAUCUUUACAAACAUGUCUAUUCAUUUCUACUGGAGAACAAGUUUACCAAGGCUGCCCAACACUUCAUCAAACAAGCUAAAGUGCCACCCCAGGAUGAAAAAGAAGCCGCUGGUCUUCUUGACAUUUUCAACUUCUGGGUGAAGUCUCCCGAAGCUAAGAAACGCAAGGCGCUGCCCAUCGGUCCUGGAUCCAGUGACAGUCCGUCUGCUAAGAAGGCAAAGACUGCAGAGAGCUCCAGUGAGGAGUCGAGCAGUGAGGAGGAGGAAUCUGCAGCACCUGCCAAGGCCACACCCACAGCAGGCAAGGCUCCACGCUCUGCUAAAUCAGAUUCCAGCAGCAGUGAUGAUUCCAGUGACGAAGAGGAGGCUGUAGCGAAGAAACCUGCAGCAGCCAAAGCCCCAGUGAAGAGCCCAGUGGUGUCAGCAGCCAAAGCCCCAGUGAAGAGCCCAGUGGUGUCAGCAGCCAAAGCCCCAGUGAAGAGCCCAGUGGUGUCAGCAGUCGGGACAAAGAGCUCCAGCAGUGAGUCAUCUGAAGAUGAGGCCAAAGCUCCUGCAGCUAAACGAAAGGCUGCAGCCGCGACCUCUAAGGCAGGAAAGGCUCCUGCCGCGACCCCUAAGGCAGCAGCUCAGAAGAAGACUGCGAGCAGCAGCAGUAGUGAAGACACCUCCAGUGAAGACGAGGCGCCCACUAAGACCCCGGUGAAACCUUCUGGCCCCGUCAAGACCCCUCCAGCUAAAGACAGUAGUUGCUCAGACAGCAGCGAUGAGGAGGAGGAGAAGAAGAAGAAAGUGUCAGCUAAAACAGUCAAAACCACCCCUGCCAAGACUGUGACCCCCAAAGCUUCUGCAGCUGCUAAGAAGACAGAGUCCAGCUCUGAGAGCACAGACUCCAGCUCUGAAGAAGAAGCAGCAAAGAAGCCAGCAGCGAAGGCUACCCCAGCGAAGGCUACCCCAGCGAAGGCUACCCCAGCGAAGGCUACCCCAGCGAAGGCUACCCCAGCGAAGGCUACCCCAGCAGAAGACUCUGACUCCAGCUCUGAGGAUGAAGAAGAGGCUAAGAAGCCAGAAGUAAUAAGGGUUAAGUCCACAGCUGUCAAAGUAACGGUUACCCCUGCCAAGGAAGACUCUUCCUCAGACUCCAGCUCAGAGGAGGAAGAGGAGGAGAAGGGUUCGAAGACUGUGAAAGUGGCGCCAGCUACAGCAACCGUAACGGUGGCAGAGGUGAAGGAGCGGGGGGCCAAGACUGUGACUGUAGCGGGGGCCAAGGCUACUGUGAAGGUGGUGGAAGACGGCUCCUCUUCCUCGAGCUCAGAGGAUGACGAAGAGGGGACAGUGAAAGCAGCACCAGCUAAGGCGACUCCUACCGUGACCCGAGGCAAGGCUGCUGAAUCCUCCUCGGACUCUGACUCGAGCUCAGAAGAUGAGGAAGAGGCUAAAAAACCAGCAGCCAAGGUGACUCCAGCGAAGACUGCCCCAGCUAAGAAAUCAGGCUCUUCCAGCUCUGACUCUGACAGCAGUUCUGAGGACGAGACACCAGCUAAACCUGCUGCAGCUGCUCCCAAGGCCCCAGCCAAGGCUGCUACAGAAAACAGCUCGGACUCCGACUCUUCUUCUGAAGAUGACGAACCCCCAGCUAAGAAGGCUACCCCAGCCUCUGUUGCUAAAUCAGCUUCCAAACCAGCAACCCCGGUUCCUAAAUCAGCUUCCAAACCAGCAACCCCAGUUACUAAACCAGCUGCAGCGGAGAGCAGCUCGGACUCCGACUCUUCUUCUGAAGAUGACGAACCCCCAGCUAAGAAGACUACCCCAGCCUCUGUUGCUAAAUCGGCUUCCAAACCAGCCACCCCGGUUCCUAAAUCUGCUUCCAAACCAGCAACCCCAGUUACUAAACCAGCUGCAGCGGAGAGCAGCUCGGACUCCGACUCUUCUUCUGAAGGUGAUGAACCCCCAGCUAAGAAGGCUACCCCAGCCUCUGUUGCUAAAUCGGCUUCCAAACCAGCCACCCCGGUUACUAAACCAGCUUCCAAACCAGCAACCCCGGUUCCUAAAUCGGCUUCCAAACCAGCAACCCCGGUUACUAAAGCAGCCGAGAGCAGUUCAGACUCCGACUCUAGCUCAGAUGAGGAUGAGGCCAUAGCUAAGAAGGCUACCUCUAAACCAGCCACCCCAGUGGCGACUAAAUCAGCCCCAGCCAAGGCAGCAGCCGAGAGCAGCUCCGAUUCAGACAGCUCGGAUUCGGAGGACCAGGCUGCUGCUGCCAAGAAGACCACCCCCAAGACCACCCCCAAACCUGCAGCCAAGAGUCCUGCCGUCAAGACACUGGCUAAAGCUGCAGAGUCGUCAUCGUCCGAGGAGAGUAGCUCUGAGGAAGAGGAGGCCAGUAAAAAGACUGUGAAACCCGCUGCCGCCCCCAAGACCACCGCAGCAGCCAGACCUAAAGCCAAGGAGGACAGCAGCUCUUCAGAUGACUCCAGUGAUGAAGAGGCAGCGCCCAAACCAGCAGCAGCGAAGGCUACAACACCAGCCUCGGCUAAAAAGGCAGCCGAAAGCAGCUCCGACAGUUCCGACUCGGAGGUGGAGACAGAGGCCGCCAAGACUACGCCCGCUAAGCCUACUCUGACCAAUGGAAAGCCAGCUACACCCAAAGCAACAACCUCUGCAGUCAAGGUAACGAAACAGACCAAGGCUGCCGAGUCUUCCUCUUCCGAGGAGAGUAGCUCUGAGGAAGAGGCCAGUAAAAAGACUCUGAAACCCGCCGCCACCCCCAAGACCACCCCAGCAGCCAGACCUAAAACCAAGGAGGCCAGCAGCUCAUCAGACGACUCUUCUUCUGAAGAAGAGGCAGCGGAGAAAGCACCGGCAGCAGUCACCACUCCCAUCGCUAACGGCAUUGUAAACGGUAAGAGAAAAAGGGAUGGGGCCUCAGAGGAUGAGGAAGAAUUAACGACACCUAAAAAUACCAAAGCAGCAGCAACAACACCACAGACGUUCCCUAAAGUCUCUAAGAAGAUCAAUGUACCUUUCCGUAGAAUAAGAGAGGAGGAAAUUGAUGUGGAUAACCGACUGGCUGACAACUCCUUCGACGCCAAGCGCGGGUCGGAUGGAGACUGGGGCCAGAGGGCCAAUGACGUGCUCCGUUUCACCAAGGGGAAGUCCUUCCGUCACGAGAAAACCAAGAAGAAGAGGGGUAGCUACUGUGGAGGAGCCAUCUCCCAGUCCGUCAACUCCAUCAAGUUCGACAGCGACUGAGAACAUAGUCAUCGUUUGUCACUACCCCUCUUCCUCCCUUCUCGACCCAGGACUAUCUGAGGACCAGGACGGUCUGCCCCCCUCCCCCGACCUCCCCCUCAGCAGAAACCUGACUGAGCUGAAGACCGUGAACUGAACUAGAGCUGAGACUGCUGCACUCACAUAAGUGGCUGAUGAUUUGUAGUUCGUACGUCUGUGUUAAUUAAACCAGUCCUUUUAAAAUGCACAUUUCUGUAAUGGUGGAAUGACGCUGUAGAAGUGGAGACUAGCGUUUCCUUGAAAUGGCACCCAGUCAAGACACCUCCCCUCUGCAGCCUUCUGUCCUAAAUGGCACCCUAUUCCCUACGUAGUGCACUACUUUUGACCUGAUCGAAAGUAGUGCACUACGUAGGAAAUAGGUUGCAGUUUAGGACAGAAGAAAGGCUGCAAGAGGCGAGGUGUCUUGGCUUGUCUCCCCUUGUGCCUUCAGGACGGAGCACAAAGGAUUCAUGUACAACAUAUAGCCACCAGGUGGCGGUAGUCAGCCACCAAUUCAGUUAAAUAUAAAUUCAAACUGUUUUCAGAUUUCUCUCUCGGCCACUUCAUAUGUUGCUUGUUGUGAAAUUGUUAGCCUGGAUCUCAUACAUUCUGUCCAGUUAUAUAUUUUUUUUCUUCCCCCGGUCGUAAAUUUGAAUUCUGUUUCUUGUUUAUUGCAGUUUGCAUUGUGGGGAAAGGGGUUAUUCGUUUGGUUUUGGAAAGGAAAAUGACUGUUUUUGUCUGGAACAUGCAGACCUGUGGGUUUUGUUUUGAGGGUUGAAUGAAAUGUUAUUUUAGUAUGAUUUAUUAUGGGGUGAAUAUUUCGUAGUGGGUGCGUUCCAGGCUGACUACAUUUGCAGUGGCCUAACCAGAUCUCACGCCUGGAUAAGGAUUCAACCACUGCAAUGUUAGUCAGCCUGGAACGCACCCGUUUUAGAUCAGUAUUUAAGUUUUUUUUUUUUACCCUGGGAGUAUCAGGGAUCAUCCAACUGUUAUUACAAGCUGCAGUCUAAAAAUAACUUCCUGGGUCGUGUUCAGUAGGAUGCACCGAAACAAAACAUUUUGAAACGGUAAACUCGGUUUCUAAAAUAAAAGUAAUUCUGUUGUGCCUACUGAACAGGAUCUGGUUGCAUCUGAAAUGGUACCCCGUUCACUAGUGGUUGUAAGUAGUGUACUGUAGGGAAUACGCUGCCAUUUCAGAUGUGAAGUCAAAGCUGCCAGCCGAUUGGUGGUUCAGCAGCCAACCACAAGUUGUUUUUAAUUUAGUGAAUUUCCUGUUUCUAGUCUUUUCUUAUUGAGUAUUGUUAUUACUUGAAUAAAAUACCUAGUUGUUCCAAUC